Messenger RNA from Solenopsis invicta (red fire ant), 683 nucleotides. RefSeq lists its product as uncharacterized. Gene Ontology annotation, biological process: proton motive force-driven ATP synthesis. The record is from RefSeq and is a predicted model, not a curated record. Lineage: Eukaryota; Metazoa; Arthropoda; Insecta; Hymenoptera; Formicidae. The coding region runs from base 164 to 511 and encodes 115 amino acids. The transcript is spliced from 3 exons. Gene Ontology annotation, molecular function: proton transmembrane transporter activity.
UCUAUUCCUGCACUAGACUGCACUGGAACAUUCCUUCUUGCUUUCACCUUGAAACAUCUAUCUAUUUCAUUUUCUGUACAUUUAUUUAGAGAGUUCGGGAACAGAAAACAAACGGAAUGUAACUACGAAAAGCAAAACAGCAUUUUUGAAGUUCGCGCGUAUUAUGUCACAAACGUCACGAUUCGAGCACUCGCAAGAAACGACAUUCUCUGAUUCUCAUCAUUCUCAUCCUGUCUCAUCCGCGAGCAAGAUGUCGGCCACCGAGUUGAAUCCGAGACCUUUGCGGGUUUCUCCUUUUAUUAAAUUUUGCCGCUGGAGUCUGCUCCUUACUGGAAUCGCCUACGGUGCAUAUCAUCACAGAAGAUUGAAAAGGAAAGAGGAUGCUCGCAGAGCAGAGGAACUGAGACUUAAACCUGUACGUGACGCCAAGCUAGCUGAGGAAAAAAGACUUUCUUUAUUAGCGGAACAAAAAAUGUUCGACGAGCUUUUCAAUCUAUCCAAAGAAAAAUAAGCAUAAUUUGUUUGGCGUUAGUAUAAUAUAUAUAUAUAUAUGCCACGAAAUUUGUUCGCCGAUUGAUUUAUAUGUAUCUAUAGACCUAGUCUACGUGCUGUUUCAACAUCAUUGUCACAGAUAAUACUACAUAUUGUACAAAAAUAAUAAAUAUCUGAAAAAAUAUAAUAAA